Messenger RNA from Phyllopteryx taeniolatus (common seadragon), 7260 nucleotides. It is a transcript of the gene als2b, whose product is annotated as alsin Rho guanine nucleotide exchange factor ALS2 b. The coding region runs from base 352 to 5430 and encodes 1692 amino acids. Lineage: Eukaryota; Metazoa; Chordata; Actinopteri; Syngnathiformes; Syngnathidae. The transcript has 34 exons. The record is from RefSeq and is a predicted model, not a curated record.
GGUUGUAUUUGCCUAAAGCGCCAUUAAAAGACAUGGCAUAAUAAUGGCCUUAUGUAAGAAAUUAAAUUUAGGGCUUUAAAUGUAAAUAAAUACAAUAAUUAUACUCGUUAGUGGUACCUCAUAUUACCUCUCCGGACCGUUCCUUCAGAGUUUGUGCUAUUAUAGACGAUCUUUGCCGUUCGCCUUGUCAACAGACGAGGAGGCUCCAACUCUGCUAGCCUAGCUUCCACUUUAGCAGAUGCAUGCUACACAAACGUUUUCCGGUUUAACAAAAACGAAGAAAAGAACGAGCUGACCAUCAGCACUCUGGACAGUUUGACGGGCAGCGACGGAGUGUUUUAGGACACGCUCAUGGCGAAUUCAAGCCCACGGAUGGAAACCGAGAGGAUGGGCUUUGGAGAUGACGGUGGAGGAGAGCGAGGCCUGCUGCAUGUCUGGAAGGGCUACUCUUACAGUGUGAUCCCCGAGAAACUGCUCCUUCCCCAGUCUGUUCUCCAUGUAGCUCUGGGCAAAAAUCAUGGCGUUUUACUGGUGAAAGGUGGUCAGGUGUUCACUUUUGGGCACUGUCCAUGGAAGCAGAGUCAAGUGGCAGAGUUUGAGGCGCCCACUUUGGAGAGUGCGCUCAGUGGACAGCGGGUUGUCGCUGUAGCUGCUGGAAGCUUGCACAGUGGGGCGGUCACAGAGGACGGCGGCGUCCACAUGUGGGGCGACAACAGUGCCGGACAGUGUGGCUUGUCGGGCCUCAGCACCGUCCCCAACCCGACUCCAAUCGUUCUGGCAGAGUCUGACUGUAGCUCCUUGCUGACGGUGCCUGUAGUGGAGCUCGCCUGCGGGGAGCAGCACACAUUGGCACUCUCGGUCCAGCAGGAAGUGUGGGCUUGGGGCAGCGGUUGUCAGCUGGGAUUCAGUGCCACAAUUUUUCCUGUCUGGAAACCUCAAAAGGUUGAGCUCCUGGCAGGCCGGUUUGUACUUCAGGUGGCCUGCGGGGCUUCGCACAGCCUGGCACUGGUGCGCUGCCUGGGCCCCCAGGACAUCCAACGGCCCCCUCCAGACAAAUGUGGGCAAUGUAAGCAGCUGCUGUACACCAUGACAGACAAGGAGGAUCAUGUCAUCAUCUCUGACAGUCACUACUGCCUGCAUUGCUUGGAGCAUCCCAAGGAUGAGGAGAGGCUUAAAGCACCUUCUAUAACUCCUGGGCUCAAGACGUUUCCAUCAGAGCCUGCCCUUUCUUCCAAAACCUCUGCAUCACCCCCUCACUUGGUGUCUCCAGCACCUGUCAAUAACAAUAACCCCUACCACAGUCAAAAUUUGGAGACUCAGGAGUCAUCUUUGGCUGGGGAGAAAUUGCCUGUUUCAGACUUUGACCCCUCAGGGUCUAAGUCUAGUGGGACCACAAGUGUCAAAUGUUCACCUUAUCCAGAUGAGCAGGCAGUUAAAGAUUACCUGAAGAAGCUCUCAGUUAACACUCAGGCUGAAAGAACGCCAAAGGUGACAAUUAGAGGACUGCACAACCUGCUGCCCUCAGCAGCCGGAAUCAUCAGCGCCUCAUCCAACAACCCUCUCAACAACCUGGUUGCCUCAUGCGCUUCAGCAGUUGGUGAAAGAGUUGCCUCCACGUAUGAGGCAUUGUCCCUCAAAAAAAUGAUGAAUCUCUAUCUUCCCACUGGAGCAUUGUCAAGCAAGUUAAGCGGGCCAGUCAGGCUAACGGGGGCUGUUCCCGGAGCAGGUGACAACACCACCGAGCGUGUUCGACAGGAAGACUCUGUGCAGGCCAAGAAGAGUUCCAGUACAGGGGAUAUCCACAAGGAGGAGGCGGAACACAUGCACCGCCGCCUCUCGCUCCCGGGCCUCCUCUCACAGGUGUCCCCACGGCUGUUACGUAAGGCUGGGCAUUCUAAGAUAAGGGCCACAUUGCUGACGUCAUCGGGAAUGGCAGCCCCGGCAGAUCAAGAGGUGCUGCCCUCCCUGCAAACAGAGGUGUGGAGCUGGGGCCGUAGUGAACAUGGUCAGCUAGGCCAUGGGGACAACUUGGAUAGAUUCCAGCCGCUCUGCAUCAAAAGUCUCAAUGGAAAGGAGGUGGUGCGAGUAGCAGCCGGUGCUCAUCAUUCCCUCGCUCUUACUGCCCAAUCACAGGUGUUUUCAUGGGGAAGUAAUAGCCUGGGUCAACUGGGCCACAUGGAGUCCCCGAGCACAGUCCCUCGCCUCGCCAAGCUGUCAGAGGGAAUCCGGGUCUGGGAUGUGAGCGCCGGAGAGCGUCACACUCUCCUGCUUGCUGAUGGAGACUGCAUCCAGCCCAUCCUUUAUUACAGUGGCGAACAGGUGAAGGAGGACACCCAGGAGAGUAGGAUAAAGAAAGAGGAGGAGGAGCUAUAUGACAGCUACACCCAGCAGCCGGUGCUGCUUCCCUUCUGCAUGAAUUUGGGAUUUGUGAGCAGCGUGUUUGCUGGUGGCCGACAGUGUGUGGCACUCUCAGACAAGAACGAGAUGGGCUUCAUUGCCAGCUUCCAUGAGCUGGCAUCAACUGAGAGGAAGUUCUACUGCAAACUGUGUAGCAUCAAGACACAGGUCUUAAGCCCCUUGCUAGAGCUUGAAUCUCUGAGUUCCAACCUUGGCCCCAUGAUCCUCAGGCUCCUGCAGACGCUUGCCAGUCAGUUUGGACAAUUGUGUCACCUGACUGGGCAGCAUGCAGUCAGUGUCACUGCCAACCUUCGGCACAGCCACAGUAUUAAAAGUCUUUUUGUCCUCAACCACACCAGAAUCUUCCUGGACACCUAUGAUGAAUACUGUAGCACUUUGGAUUACUUCCAGGUGAUGGGAGGCUUCCUGGCCCUAACUAAACCCUCGCUAGAUUUGUUUGGAAAGAGCCCUGAGCUGCUCCAGAGGUUGGCAGAGUGCUGUGAAGGGAACUUGACUGUGGUGGAACUCCUGGUAAUGCUAUUCUGCCUCCCAACACUUCAUCUCCAAGAGUAUGGACGACUGCUGCUCAAACUGGCCACAUGCUUUGAAGUGUGCUCCAAUGACUACCAGCGAUUGCAGGAGAGCUGUUCCAAGUUUGAAGCUCUGGAUCUGCUACUGAAGAGGAGGAGGAAGGAAGCUGAAUACACCUUUCUCUUCUGGAAAGGCUUCCCUGGAAAGAUGACGGACUCUCUACGAAAGCCUCACCGCCGCCUCAUCUGCGAGAGUAGCAACAAAGCUCUGACGCUGCAGAAUGCUGGAAGGUUCUCCGUCAACUGGUUCAUCCUUUUUAAUGAUGCUCUUGUCCAUGCACAGGGCAUGGCGCCUUGUAAAAACCUCUUUUCCACUCAUCAUGUCUUCCCAUUGGCCACGCUUUGGGUGGAGCCUAUUCCAGAGGACGACACUGGCCUGAGUUACGGGCUGAAACUGAUCACACCAGAAGAGAUGUUUACCCUGUUAGCAAGCUCUGCCAUGGAGAAGGCUAAGUGGAUCCGUUGCAUUAACCAAGCGGUUGCUCAGGCCCUGAGCUUAGGUGAGGGACAAAUGAUUGAACCUCCCAUAUGUCGGAGCGCCACCUACACGUUUUACAAGGAUGGACGGCUGAAAGAGGCGACGUAUGAGGGUCGCUGGCUCGCCGGAAAACCACACGGCAGAGGUGUGAUAAAGUGGCCUGAUGGGAGGGUUUAUACAGGGUCAUUUAAGAAUGCACAGGAGGAUGGUUUUGGUGAAUUUGUGGCUCCAAAUAAGACCCUGAACAAGAACGAUCACUAUCAAGGUUUCUGGAAGGUCGGAAAAAUGCAUGGUGUGGGAACAUACAGAUAUGCAAACACUGAGGUCUACGAUGGAUCCUACCAGGAAGGCCUGCGACAUGGCCAUGGGAUGCUACGCAGCGGCAAGCUCAACACCUCCUCACCUAGCGUUUUCAUCGGCCAGUGGGUACAUGACAAGAAGACUGGCUAUGGCGUCUUUGACGACAUCACCAAAGGGGAGAAGUAUAUUGGCAUGUGGCAAGACAACAUGCGACAAGGCACCGGGGUUGUGGUCACGCAAUUCGGCCUUUACUACGAAGGAUCCUUCAAAGACAAUAAGAUGAUGGGCACUGGAAUCCUUCUGUCCGAGGAUGAUACAACAUAUGAGGGGGAGUUCUCUGAUGACUGGACCCUUAACGGCAAGGGAGUGCUGACGAUGGCCAAUGGCGACUACCUGGAGGGGUCCUUCAAUGGUGAAUGGGGUGCUGGUCCCAAAGUAACUGGCUCCUACUUAAAGCCUCACCUGUUUGAAACAGACAAGGAGAAGACUCGUCCUGUGAAGCUAGGCCGUCUGUGUGUGAGCGCUGAGGAAAAGUGGCAGGCAGUGUUUGACGAGUGUUGGAGCCAACUAGGCUGUGAGGCACCCGGCCAGGGAGACAACUGCAAGGCAUGGGACAAUAUUGCAGUGGCCCUCACAACCAACCGACGACACAUUCAGGACAGUCCAGAACUGCUGUCUCGAAGUCACAGCAGAACUCUGGAGAGUUUAGAGGUGAUCCCUCACCAUAUAGGCCCCAUUACUAUGGAGCGAUAUCAUGCUAUCCAUCUUUACCUCAUCAAGGCAUGUGACACCCCGCUGCACCCACUAGGCCGUCUUGUGGAAGCCUUAGUGGCGGUCUACAGGAUGACGUAUGUUGGCGUCGGAGCCAACCGCCGGCUCCUGCCGCAGGCUGUCAGCGAGUUGAAAUCUUAUCUUAACCGCAUCUUCCGGAUCGUAAGGUUUCUGUUCCCAGACUUGCCAGAAGAUGGCGGUAUAAUUCGCGAGCCAGCCGACCUUCAGGAGGAGUCAGGCGUGAAAUUUGAAAGCUCGCCUGAGCAUGAGACCUCGAAGCAGAACAUAACCCUGAAUAUGGAGCGGUCCCACCUCAGCCACGUGGUGAGCGGCUUGGCUCUGCUGCUUCCUGUCCUGUUGCCCCGCCUCUAUCCGCCGCUCUUCACACUCUACGCUCUCGAUAAGGAGCGAGAGGAUGAUGUCUACUGGGAGUGUGUCCUCCGCCUCAACAAGCAACCCGACCUGGCCCUGCUCGCCUUUCUGGGUGUCCAGCAGAAGUUUUGGCCUGUUUCAGUCUCUAUGCCAGCAGCAGCGGAAAACCUGCAGGUUCUGUCCAGCACCAAGGAUACUUGCUUUGCCUCUGCAGUAGACACACUCCAGCAAAUCAGCACAACAUUCACCCCAUCAGACAAGCUGCACGUGAUCCAGCUGACAUUCGAGGAGAUCACAAAGGAAGUGCAGUCACUUCUGAAGCAGGUCUUCCUGUGGUCCAUGGAUGACCUAUUUCCUGUUUUCCUCUAUGUGGUGCUGCGUGCUCGAAUCAGGAACCUUGGGUCAGAGGUCAACUUGAUCGAAGACCUGAUGGAUCCUUGCAUCCAGCACGGAGAGCACGGAAUCAUGUUCACCACUCUAAAGGCCUGUUACUACCAGAUCCAGCAUGAGAGGAUCACUUAAUGCAGCAGCUUCUUUUCUCUUUUACUGAUGCAUGUGCUGUGGCUCCUCCUCCGCCAUCAGCCUAUCACAGGAACUCAGCUGAGGUCACUCAGCAUUCCAUUUGCUGCUUAUAGGAGACCACCUUCCCCCCUUUGUGACAGUAAGCAGCUGUGAUAGUGUUACCACCACAAAUGAACCACUUCAAACUGUCCAUAUGUGAAUCCAUGACGUCUCUUCAGUUUUUUGUGUGGGAUAUGGAGGUGGGCAGCAUUGUUACCUGGGACGACAAUUGAGAGUGUGCAAUUAGUAAUUCUAAGUAUAGUAAUUCUGCUUUUUUUUUUUUUUUUUUUUUUUUCUUAUGUCAGAAGACAUUUUUAUUCCUACAGGCUCUCUGUGGACAUUAUUUGCAGCCUAUACAACAGUUCAAGCUGUAUUUCUUCCAAGCAGCAAACAUCGGUGAUUGUUGUGACACAAUGUCACCCACGAAUGAAUUCAAAAGAAGAGGAAAAGUAAAGAAAGAACAAUCGAGGGGGACAUGCAGCAUUUGUUCUUUUUCGUGGCAUGUGGCUCUAUUACAAGACAAGCUUUGAAGAAAGACAUCAUUUGUUUUCUUCCCAUUGCAUUCAACAGAAAUGCAGUUGGAAGAAAAUAAAUGAUGGAAUUUAUGGACUGUAGUGUUUAGGUCCACACUGUCGGUACCAAAAAGUGGUACAGAAAGCAUACUGAAGAGACCUGAAGAGGAUAUGGAAAGUUACUAAUCUGAAUCAAACCUGAUGCAUGCAAACAGUGUUAAAGGCACAUUCACAUUCACUCACAAAUGUUCUCUUUUUGAAUGCAGUAACUGCACAGAUUUAUUUGUCGUGUGUCCUUUCCUUUGCAUCUCUGCUUUGUCCUAAAAGGGCUUGAGAGGGAUUAUUUUUUGUUCUCUGACGAUUUUACAGUGGAAGUAAUUUCAACGACUGCUGAGACCUUUAUUUGAAUGACACUAAAAACAGAUGCAGUAUUUCCCGUUCACGUCUUUCUCGACUGAUAAGAUGCAUGUUGUGGAUAUAAUCGAUACACCCCUGUUUAAAUGCAAUAUUUUUUUGAUGAAAAAAAAUGAGACCAAGAUAAAUCAUUUUCAAAGCUUUUUUCCACCAUUAAGAUUACCUAUAACCUGUCCAAAACAAUUGAAGUUGUUUUUCUGUGCACACCCUAUUAUAACUGGAAUGCAGCUUUGUUCAGAAUCAACUAAUCACUUUCAAACUCAUGUUAAAUGGGAGUCAGCACACAUCUUCCAACAUUUAAAGUGCCUUUGAUUAACCCUAAAUAAAGUUCUGAUGUUCUAGUAGUCAUUUCCUAACAUUUUCUUUGCUUUGGAGCAGAAACCUGAAGGUUUUGUGCUGACACUGGUAUUUCGAACUUCAUAAUUCGCUCCACCUUGUUGAAGAAAAACACCCCAAUGCGUAAUGCUGCCACCACCAUGCUUGACUGGAUGUUCUUUUGGUGAUGUGCAGUGUUAUGUUUGUGCCAACAUACCUUUUGGAAUUAUGGCCGAAAAGUUCAACCUUGGUUUCAUCCUACCAUAACAUAAUUUCCCACGUGUUGGAGAUGUUGUUAUUGUCUGUUGUAUAGAUUAUAGGUCACAAUGCUUUUUCUCAUUUUUUUAUAUCGCCAAAAAAAAAGUUUGACCAGGGGUGUUUUUGUGUCCACUUAAUGUGUAAUGAUAUAACACUGACAUGAAGGAAAAGUUUUACCAGUGCUCUGGUUAAUAUGAAUUUUAAGGCCUAUUUAAGACAAACAUGUUUAUGAAGCACUCUUUAAUUUUCUCAUGGAAACCAAUGGGAUGUGACAAUAAAAAUGUUUUGUUGA